CCAAACCAGGCUCCCCGUGUGAUGCAACCCGCCCCGCCAGCUCCGGUGAACCCGGAAUAUCUGGUCCAUCAGAUGAACCGCCUCCAUGUGCAGCCUGAGAGAGCUCCCGUUGCCAACACCCAGAAGGUGAAAGAGGCUGCCGUCGGUGUCGUCGAGGAGAUUGACGCGCGUGCACCCUUCUACUAUCUGGGAUACACCUUCUUCAAGGCGACUGCCAUCCCCGGACACAAGUCCACCUGGAGCCAUGUGGAACGGUCCAAGAUGAAUCUCAGCCAGGCUGACCUGCUUCGGCUGGUGCACAAGCAAGCCCGCAAGUCCCCCAUUGCGGAGCAGUACCAGGCUUUGUCCAAGGUCAAGCGAGCGCACGUGGACCAGUUGAUCUCUGAGCUCCGGAAAAGCGAUCCCCGGUUCGAAUGGACCUGCGUAUUGGUCAAGGAGGAUGAGAAGCCAUUCAAGGGCAAGAACUCCCGCCGGGGCGAUUAUGAGACGCUCUCCAUGAACGUCAUCAUCAUGCGCAAGGCUGCAGAUCUUGUGUAUCCCAAGAUCCCUGUCGACGAGCCGAUCGAUGUGGUGGAUUCUUCCAAGCCCAAGGACCGCGUGCCGACCCACGUCCACAACCAUCCACCGGCACUUGGACCCAAGCCCGUACCUCGGAAUGUGCCACCCACGGAGCCAUUGACGGGACCCGCUGUCCAUCAGGGGCCCGUCCUGCCGCCUGUGAAUAGUGUCCAGCAGCCACUACUGCCCCCCAAGUUCCAUCAGCCGCCUCCCCCACCCCCUCCAGGGUAUCUGACAUCCAGAUCCCCCGUGGCCCAUGGAGGUUGGAUGCCAUGGGUGCCCGGAAUGCCCGGGAUGCCUGCCCCCAUGCAUCAACACCGUGCACCACAGCAUCCUCCGCCUGGGAUGCACGGGGCUGUCAUGGCUGGUCCCGUCAAUGCUCCACACGUGGAGACCCCGGUUGAUAAGGGCCGGGGGGUUCCCGUCGCCCCUGGGAUGCCUCAUCCAAGGCAAGAAUUUAGCCCCCGAUUCAAUCUACCACCCCAGCCCGAAAGCCAGCCCUGGAGCAAGGUCCAUACCCCCGUCCCCACCGCGAUGGAACCCAAACCGGACCCCAAGUUGGAGGCCAAACCGGAGAUCAAGCCUGAGACCCUCCCGUCGGUGACUCCGACUGCCGAGCCCGAAGCGGACCUCGGAAUGGAUGCCAGCAGCGUGGGAGACGAGGAGUCAGUGUUUGACUUCGACGACGAGAGUUCCGUCACGGAAAGCUCCGACGAUGAAGCUGACCCGGACGACAAAAGCCAGCCCUGGCGCGGCAGUCUCUUCCGUCGCCAUUCGUCGCCGCGAGGGAAGCACGGGUACCGGACUCACUACCGCAAGCAGCCCCAGGCCAGCGGGACGGACCACAAGUCCGGUCGAUCGGGAUACCGAACUGGCAGCAUCGACGUCGUCCCAGCGGACAGCAAGCUUGACGCCCGGGCAGCCGAGGCUGGCGCGGGUGGCCCAGCUGGGCCAGCUGGGGCCAGUCGGGAAGUUGCGCGGACGGGCCGCGACCGGCCGAAGAUCAUCCACGCGCCGGUCAGCGCGGACGAGCUGGACGUGGAGCAUCUGCUAGACCGAGACGAGGGGGAGCGGCUUCGAGGGGGGCGGGUGCGCAGCGACCUUCGAACGCGGAUGCUGGAUGAUCGCGAGGCGCGGCUGGAGCAGCGGGAGCGCAUGGUGGAAUACCGGGCACGCAUGCUGGAGGAACGGGAGCGACUGGAUGAGGCGUGCUACUUGGGACGGCGGCUGUCCCUCCGCGAGCCGGGGGUGUUCUAUCCUCGAAGAUCGUACUUCAUGCCGGAUGGGCUGCAGUAG
Molecule: messenger RNA, 1854 nt
Organism: Aspergillus heteromorphus CBS 117.55
Lineage: Eukaryota; Fungi; Ascomycota; Eurotiomycetes; Eurotiales; Aspergillaceae
Exons: 1
Source: RefSeq, a predicted model, not a curated record